Molecule: messenger RNA, 3071 nt
Organism: Antechinus flavipes (yellow-footed antechinus)
Lineage: Eukaryota; Metazoa; Chordata; Mammalia; Dasyuromorphia; Dasyuridae
Gene: KLC2
Product: kinesin light chain 2
Exons: 16
Coding region: 132-2012 (626 amino acids)
Biological process (GO): microtubule-based movement
Cellular component (GO): membrane-bounded organelle; cytoplasm; kinesin complex
Molecular function (GO): kinesin binding
Source: RefSeq, a predicted model, not a curated record
AGAGGCGGCGAUGGAGGCUGCGCGGGCCGCGGGGGGCAGCUGAGGCCGAGGAGGCCGGGCCGGGGCUGGGCCGGAGCUGGGGCCGGGCCGGGGCGCGCAGGGGCCUCUUCCCAAAUCUGAGCCCUCCAGCCAUGGCCACCCUGGUGAUGUCCCGGGAGGAGAAGCUGAGCCAGGAUGAGAUCGUGCUGGGUACCAAGGCCGUCAUCCAGGGGCUGGAGACCCUCAGGGGCGAGCACCGGGCCCUCCUGGCCUCUCUGCUGGAGAACGUGGCCGGCCGGGAGGCAGGCGAAGCUGAGCCUGGAACCCAGGAACGCUCCGGGCUCCUGCGCAGAUCCCUGGAGGCCAUCGAGCUGGGCCUUGGGGAGGCUCAGGUGAUCCUGGCACUGUCGGGCCACCUCGGGGCCGUGGAGUCGGAGAAGCAGAAGCUGCGGGCUCAGGUGCGGCGCUUGGUGCAGGAGAACCAGUGGCUUCGGGAGGAGCUGGCUGGCACCCAGCAGAAGCUGCAGCGCAGCGAGCAGGCCGUGGUCCAGCUGGAGGAGGAGAAGCAGCACCUGCUCUUUAUGAGCCAGAUCCGCAAGCUGGACGAGGACCCUUCUCCCAGUGAAGAGAAGGGGGAUGUUUCCAAGGAUUCUCUGGAUGACCUGUUCCCUAAUGAAGAUGAACAGAAUCCAGCUCAGGGCCCCGGGGGUGGAGACGCAGCCGCCCAGCACGGAGGCUACGAGAUCCCGGCCCGGCUCCGGACCUUGCACAACCUGGUGAUUCAGUACGCUUCCCAGGGGCGCUACGAGGUAGCGGUUCCCCUGUGUAAGCAGGCCCUGGAGGACCUGGAAAAGACCUCCGGACACGAUCACCCUGAUGUGGCCACCAUGCUGAACAUCUUGGCUCUUGUGUACCGGGAUCAGAACAAAUAUAAAGAAGCGGCCCAUCUGCUCAACGAUGCUCUGGCCAUCCGGGAGAAGACCCUGGGGAAGGACCAUCCGGCUGUGGCGGCCACCUUGAACAAUCUGGCGGUUCUGUACGGCAAGAGGGGCAAGUACAAGGAAGCAGAGCCCUUGUGUAAACGGGCCCUGGAGAUCCGAGAAAAGGUGCUAGGCAAAUUCCACCCGGACGUGGCCAAGCAGCUGAAUAACCUGGCCCUGCUCUGUCAGAACCAGGGCAAGGCCGAAGAGGUGGAGUACUACUACCGGCGGGCUCUGGAGAUCUAUGAAGCCCGGCUGGGCCCCGACGACCCCAACGUGGCCAAGACCAAGAAUAACUUGGCCUCCUGCUAUCUGAAGCAGGGGAAAUACCAAGAUGCAGAAACCCUGUAUAAGGAGAUCCUGACUCGUGCCCACGAGAAGGAGUUUGGCUCAGUCAAUGGAGAAAACAAGCCCAUCUGGAUGCAUGCUGAAGAACGGGAGGAGAGCAAGGAUAAGCGUCGGGACAGCACCCCCUACGGAGAAUACGGCAGCUGGUACAAGGCUUGUAAAGUGGACAGCCCCACGGUGAACACUACGCUGCGGAGUCUUGGGGCCCUCUACCGCCGGCAAGGGAAGAUGGAGGCAGCUCACACCCUGGAGGACUGUGCCAGCCGCAGUCGGAAGCAGGGCCUGGAUGCUGCGAGCCAGACCAAGGUGGUGGAGCUGCUGAAAGAUGGCAGUGGACGAGGGGAUCGCCGCAGUGGCCGCGAGGGAGCUGGAGGCAGCGCGGGGUCUCGGGCUGAGCUGGAGCCCGAGGAUUCAGGGCCCACGGCUGAAUGGUCUGGGGACGGGAGUGGUUCUCUCCGAAGAAGUGGCUCCUUCGGGAAACUCCGUGAUGCCCUGAGGCGCAGCAGUGAGAUGCUCGUGAAGAAAUUGCAGGGGGUUGGCCCCCAAGAGCCUCCAAACCCCCGGAUGAAGCGAGCCAGUUCCCUCAACUUCCUCCACAAGAGCACAGAAGAGCCCACCCAGUCCAGCAACACCAACCUGUCCGACAGCCGCAUGCUCAGUUCCAGUUCUCUUGACCUCUCUCGACGGAGCUCUCUCAUUGGCUAAUGGGGAGGGGUGGGAGGGUGGACCUAAGGUCCGACCGCUCAGCCCGCCCCCUACCCGUCUCCUGGGCCUUCCUUGGCUGCUUGUCCUGUCCCACAGGGGCAGGGGGCGCAGGGGGAUUCCCAAGCAUCAGCCCCCCUUCCCUGAAGGCUGUUUCUCGCAGGCCCCCCAUCUUUUUUUGUUCAAUCUCAGGGUAACCUCUCCCCCUGUCAUUUCAGGCUUAGCAGCUCCAGGCUUAUUCCCCCGCCCCCGCACAGUCUAGCACUGUUAGUCACACAGCCUAGAAGUGUCCUCUUGGUGACAGAGUGCAGAGAGGAGCCAGGAUCCCCCCCUGUAUUUAUUUCCCUCUUCUCAGCGGAAGCCAGGAAAGUGAACCGCCUCCUCAGGGCCUGACCCACCUUCCCAAAGCAGUCCCGGCGGGGCCCCCCAGCCCCCCAAGGCAGAACAACACUAAGCAGCUCCCUCGUCCCUCCCCUAGGCCUCUGCUUCUGUAUAUAGAGAACUAAGUUAUUGGCCGCUGCCUCCCCGAGCCCUGUCCAUGGUACCGCCUUCAGCCCUCCCCGCUCCCAGUGCCGGGCGCCCCCAGGCCUUAAGCCUUUGCAGACAAGGCCUCGGACCCACAGAACCGCAGAGCUUGUACAUCCUUCCCGGAGGAUGGGAGCCCGCCUUCUCCCCCCCACAGUGUCACUAGCGUAGGACCGAGGCACCCGGUCCCCCCUCAGCACUUUCUCAUCCAGGAUAGCUGACAACGGUUUCCAUGGCCCCCUCUUCUUUCCUUCCGGGUGUGGGGCCUGGGCCUUAACCCCGCUCCCUUUGAGCCACAUUCCAGGGACUUCCUAACCCUUCUCUGCUGCCCCCCGCCCCCCCACCAGGUACGGCCCGUUGAGCCAUCCCUCCUCCCGCACCUGCCACUUCUGAAGCUUCCGGUUCCCCCCUCAGACUCCGAGGGCGGGGCUGCACUCCCUUCCCUGUAGCUGGGAGGGGGCCAGGGUGGGGUGGGCCUGGGAACCCAUUUGCUUUGUUCAAAUGUUGCUGUAGAAAUAAAGACGGUUUGAAUCCAAA